AUGGCUGACCCUUUAAGCAUUACUGCAAGUGUUGUUGGCAUUGUUGGGCCUGCUUUACAUGGUAUUCGGCUCCUAUCAGAGGACCUGAAGCAGAUCAAAGAUGCCCCGGACAAUGUAGCAGCACUACGAGAAAGCAUAGACUCAGUCGAACGAUCUCUUAGCAGUCUUGAUAAAAUCGGCGACAAAGUAUGGGACUCAUUAGGGGUCGCUGAGAAUACAAAAACGACUAUCAAGGCAUGCGGUGAUACAUGCGAAGAAUUCCGAGCGGAUCUGCAACGCUGGACGAAACACUCGGGUGCUUCCCUGUCGUUACUGGACCGAUCUAAGAUCGGAUUCUGGAAGCAGCAUCAUAUUCGGUCGAUGGAAAAGAAGCUUCUCAACUGCCAAGUCACUAUCACCGAGGUAGUCAGCAUAGCGACACUUAUAAGCUCCCUGCGCAAUAGUGAUAUCACGGAAGAGGCACGGGUUGGAAAACAGCGGGAGGUCACCAUGGCUAUUCAGAAAGCAGAUCUUCAAAGUACAGACCUCGCUGGCCGGAAGAAAGAAAUCAGAAUGCUUGAUCUGAGUGAGGAUGAAUUUGAUGACACAUGGUCUCGGCUUGAACAAGAAAAGAAAGCACUGGAAUUGUCACAGGGGCUGCUAAAGGAAUUAUUGGCAAAACUCCAGAAGCCUGCCAUGUCACAAAUUGCAGCCAAGAUGAAAGAUCACUCGGUGACAGUGACUUUCGGGAACAACAAUGUCAACCGAGGAAUACAGCUUGGUGUUAACAACGGUACCAUGAGCAAUCUAACGUUUAGUAGUAAUGACUACUGA
Messenger RNA from Penicillium odoratum, 813 nucleotides. RefSeq lists its product as uncharacterized. Lineage: Eukaryota; Fungi; Ascomycota; Eurotiomycetes; Eurotiales; Aspergillaceae. The transcript is spliced from 2 exons. The record is from RefSeq and is a predicted model, not a curated record. The coding region runs from base 1 to 813 and encodes 270 amino acids.